Molecule: messenger RNA, 1028 nt
Organism: Sclerotinia trifoliorum
Lineage: Eukaryota; Fungi; Ascomycota; Leotiomycetes; Helotiales; Sclerotiniaceae
Source: the annotation of a GenBank genome assembly
UUCAAAAUGACGUUAAACUUCAGAUGAAAAAAAAAUUAAAAAAAGUUGAUGUUUGUCAAAGCGUUUGAGUAAUGUCAUCACUAGCUGAUUACCAGAUACCUAUGUAUAUGUACGGUGAGUACUUCUUUUAAGGUUUCGUGCUAUUUGCAAGAAUCCAUUCCAUUUACUUGAACGCUCACAAAAUCCCACACCGUUGCAAGACUUUAUUUUGUAUUCUCAAUACCUAGGUAUACAGAAAACCAUUAUCUUCUAUUUUGAGUAAUUACAGCAAGAACUCAAUUUGUGAUAUGUAUAGCUUAGUACCGGCUAUUCAAAAGUAAGUAGUCAAAAUCUAACUUCUUUCAUUACAUCCUUCCUCUCUUUCAUACCUCUACCCCUUACAAUGGCCCUCACAUUCUCCGUCCACUUUCCAAUACUAACACCACCCUCAGCCUCAAAGCCCGCCGAGCCCACGUCAAAGAACUCCGCAAGCGAGAAGAUGAAUUAAAAACAUCCUAUCAAAACAUGAAAGCCAUAGACGAUCUGUAUAACAAACCUCAAAGUCAGACACGCCGCACCCAUGCAGAACAAAAUAUAUAUGCAGACAAGACGCGAGAGCUCGGAGCUUCAACAUCAGAGGCCGUUGAAAUUGAACGGCGGCCGAUUCUUAAUAUACGUCGUUGAAAAAUUAGGGUUGUAAUAUGAUCAUGGCCCUCCUCCGAGGUGGAUGUGUUGUACAUGGGAUUGACUAGAAAAAAGAGGAGGAGGGCGACCACUUACUUUCAUGGAUUGGAGACGAAGAAUUGAAGAACACCGCGUGUAGAUUCUAUCGCGGAUUAUUCGAACAGUUAGUCCUUAUGGCUGGGAGUCAAGUCAGAUUUAUGGUUACGUUCUAUAAGAGGUGAUGGCAUGGACAUUUAAAGAGCAUUGUAAUUUUUCGGCGUUAGGUUUGGAGUUUAUUAUCGUUACAGCGAUAGGUUUCUGGAGCAUAUCUCGGGGGAUAGCAUGAACUUGCUGCAUCAAUGUAUUCAUAAUGAGUUAAUAUCAUU